CUUCGAAUGAGUGGACGAUGAAGGAAAAAAAGGCCACAACCAUUGAGCAACUACUCCUGUUGCGCGGCAAAGCUGCUGCGACAGAUGCUGUACUUAUGUCAGUGCACAGCUGGUGGUCCUCGUUGUUCCCCUCAUUAUUUUUUGCCAUGCAAGAAACAAAACCGAGUCUAGCUGCUGUAGUUGCCCUUUACUAGUACUUAAUAUGAGGAUACUCCUCCGUAUGCAAAGCGAAGUUGCGAGAAGGGCGGCCAGGAGGACAACACCUCGGUUUUCAGUCUCCGAAAUUUUUUUUCCAUUUACAGAAGCCAAGCGAUUUUUUUUUUGUCGUAGUACAAAAGCUACAUGCAUGCUGGCGUUUGCAUAGUUUUUAGGGAUGAUGAUGAUGUUAGCAAGAUGAUGACGAUGAUGAUCAUGAUGCUGCUCUACCCCUUGAGCAGUAAAAAGUGAGGAGAACAGGGACCACGACCUUAUGCAAGGUCAUAGAAGAAGAGGCCUUAAUACGCACAUCGUAUACGGGGCAAGAACAGCACGUCCAACGGAUUCGCCUUACUGCCAUUCGGAGAGCGCUCCACCCGAUUGUCGCGCAUUUGGGGGAGGUGUCCGCUCGGGCCGAACAUGCUUUGAAUCUGUUUCACGAUGACGACGCGAUCUCGCGCGACGCAGCCAUUCUGGUGUGGGCCAAAAUUAUGGCAAGAAGCUAUAAGAGCG
Messenger RNA from Amoebophrya sp. A120, 708 nucleotides. The record is from the annotation of a GenBank genome assembly. Lineage: Eukaryota; Dinophyceae; Syndiniales; Amoebophryaceae.